GAUUAUUAAAUUAAAAUGUUGCUCUUUUGUUUCAGGGGCAAUAUAAAGCAACUUUCCAGUUCUGCACCUACAAUGACGGCUCAGGCUCGGACUCCAGAGCCUCCUAGUCCAAAAGCUACGACCAAAGAAGAUAAACUACCCACUACCUCAAAAGCAAGGCAGAAAAAGUUCCACAGGCAUUUUCCAACAGUUGACCUGGACGAAAAAGUUUUAAAUUAUUACUCAUGUGCUCUCAUAGGGGAUAUUCUUCUCCAAGGGCAUCUUUACAUAACGAAAAACUACUUUGCUUUCUACUCAAAUGUCUUCGGAUACGUCACAAAGUUACUCAUUCCACUUUUGACCGUGGAAAAGAUCACGAAGGAGAGAACGGCUAAAAUAAUACCCAACGCGGUUGGCGUUGUGACAAGUGAAGACAAACAUGUGUUUGGCAGUUUAAUGUCCCGUGAUAACACAUUCCGGCUUAUGAUUAAAGUUUGGGACGCAGCAAGAAACAGUGCCAUGCAAAACAGUCUUCAUGUCGAAGAGGAGUUAUUGGUAAGUUCAUGUAUUCAUUAUUUACAAUUUUCGACACAAUUUCAUGGUGUUUUUUUUCUUCCAGAUUACUCAUGUGCUCUCAUAGGGGAUAUUCUUCUCCAAGGGCAUCUUUACAUAACGAAAAACUACUUUGCUUUCUACUCAAAUGUCUUCGGAUACGUCACAAAGUUACUCAUUCCACUUUUGACCGUGGAAAAGAUCACGAAGGAGAGAACGGCUAAAAUAAUACCCAACGCGGUUGGCGUUGUGACAAGUGAAGACAAACAUGUGUUUGGCAGUUUAAUGUCCCGUGAUAACACAUUCCGGCUUAUGAUUAAAGUUUGGGACGCAGCAAGAAACAGUGCCAUGCAAAACAGUCUUCAUGUCGAAGAGGAGUUAUUGGCUGCGGCUGUUCCUUCCGAGUGCAGUGAUAGUAGCAAAAGUAGCGAAAGUGGGAACGAAUCUGGCAUUGCUGAUUCCGGUACUACGACAACGUUCGAAACGAUGGGGAAUAGCACUCGGAUAAAGAAGAUUCCGCCUUUGACUCCUGCUAAGCUACUAAAAAGCGAGAGUGCCGAUGGUAAAAGAUCUGGAUCAUAUACUUCAUUUUUCAUGUACAGGAUACCUACUCACACGCUUUUGUUAUGUAUCAGCACUUUCUUGUUGUUAAUUCUCUUUCUUUCGGCCAGUGUACUGUUGUAUAGGAUAGGAAAAGUUCAAAAUAAAUAUAAUUUAGCAUUACAGGAAAACUUUAUAGUUUCUGAAGGCAAAGACGUUUAUAGUGAGUUACUGCAAUGGCAGGCACAGUUACAUUCAAAAUCAGCUGGUGCUGUUCAUAAUUUUUUGGACUCCAAUUUGGAUCAGUUAGCAAAAGUAAGGCAAUCAUUGGAAGCUUUGUCUUCUUUGCUGGUGGUCGAGGCAAGUAAUGCUAACAAAAGCUCAAAGUCCGACUCACCAAAAACUCCACCUUCAUCUUCUUCUUCAUCAUCAUCAUCAUCAGAAACUCAAAAUAACAGUUAGCAAGCUCAGAUUUGUUUCGUGAUAGGAAGAGUUCUGAGCUUUUUAAUUGAUUGAAUUAACUCAGAUAAAGAGAUAGUUGUUUACUGUAAGUGUUCAGAACGAGUAAAAGAAGGAGAGUAAAAAAAAAAAAACUCAACAGAAAAGCGAUGGGGUUGAUUUUGAAGAAUGGUUUGCUUCAAUAGCCAGUGCUACGUUGCCAAAAAUGCAACUUGUUAUGUGACUAGUCAAAAUUUAAUAUCUAGUAAUGGUUAAUUACCUACUGUUGUUAUAUAUGUAGCUAAAACAUUUUCGUUUAUGUUGUACAUAUUAUGUAUGUAUGUACGUUUGAGUGUUCUUUUGGGUUGGGUUUGGUAUACAAGUCCUUUAAAAAAAUUGUGAUUGAUACAGUUAGAAUGAGAGAAGCACGACUGAUAACAUCAACAUUCUAAGAAGAAAAUCAGUUCUGUCUUUUUUUUUUGGUGUUUCAGUUUCUUGAUAUUAAAAAUUUUUGUUUUCUGGUGAGAUUACAUAUCCACUUUGGUUGGACAAGGUGUAUUUUACCGAAUAUAUUUAUUUAUUUACUUAAAUCGUUGGGAAUAAUGAAGUUCCUAAUAAAAGUAAUUUUUUAUUAAAGAAAUUCAUAAGUACAAGAAAAAGUUUUGUAGGUUCAGAUUCAAUUAAUUAUUUUUUUUACAAAAAUUCUCUUAAAUGUGUCAUUGUUAAUGAUGAUUAUUAAUUACGUAUCGUCGUUAUUGCUGGUGUCACCUCUCGUAGCUUAGUGGUAGAGCUACGGUGCGCUAAGCACAGGGAAGCGAGUUCGAUUCCCGCCGAAGGCGUGACAGUAGCAGCAAUUUUUUCUCAUUAAUUUAAGAUUAUCUGCAGCGGUAAGAAAAUUUAAUUCAAAAAUUAAUUUAUUAUUCAGUCGUGUUUGUGUCGAGGGGUGGAUGAAUGCAUAGCUAGUAAAAAGUAUUUAUAAACCCCAGUAGCACCAUAAGCAAUGUACUACAUAAACAUAAUUAUUUAAUUAACUGAAAUUAUUGUAUACAUAUUUGUGCAAUCAGCACGAAAAAUGAAGAACAAAAAAAUUCACAUUUAACGCUGUUGAAUGCCAUGUUGUUACAACUAGCCACUUUGUGAUAUAGCUGUAGUGUCGGUAUAAAAAGUUAAUUUUUAUUCCUUGGUUCCUUUCUAGUGAAAUUGAAUUGAAGGUGAUUAGGGAAAAGAAUUUUUCUUCGUCUGUUGUUGAAUAAUUUUUGUUGGCUUUAAAUUCAAUUAAAUCGUUUUUACUUA
This is a messenger RNA of Agrilus planipennis (emerald ash borer), 2802 nucleotides long. RefSeq names its product GRAM domain-containing protein 2B. The record is from RefSeq and is a predicted model, not a curated record. The transcript is spliced from 9 exons. NCBI's taxonomy places the organism in Eukaryota, Metazoa, Arthropoda, Insecta, Coleoptera, Buprestidae. Gene Ontology annotation, cellular component: endoplasmic reticulum membrane; endoplasmic reticulum-plasma membrane contact site; plasma membrane. Bases 16 to 1533 code for a protein of 505 amino acids. Gene Ontology annotation, molecular function: sterol transfer activity; sterol binding. Gene Ontology annotation, biological process: intracellular sterol transport.